AUGGAUGAAGAUCCGGACGACAAGGAUGACACAAAACGUAAAUCACGCAACCUCAGCGAGAAGAAGCGGCGUGAUCAAUUCAACCUGCUCGUCAACGAGCUUAGCUCGAUGGUGUCGUCCAACAGCCGUAAAAUGGACAAGUCGACCGUGCUAAAGUCGACGAUCGCAUUCCUGAAAAGCCACAACGAGAUUGCGGUACGAUCACGCGUGCACGAGAUCCAAACGGACUGGAAACCAUCCUUCCUGUCGAAUGAGGAGUUCACACAUCUCAUCCUAGAGGCACUCGACGGCUUCAUCAUCGUGUUCUCCUCCACGGGUCGGGUGUUUUACGCGUCUGAAAGUAUUACCUCGCUGCUCGGGCACCUACCGAGCGACCUCCUGAACAUGACCGUGUACGACAUGGUGUACGAGGACGAUCAGAACGAUCUGUACAAUAUCCUGCUCAACCCAACGACGGUGGUGGAUCCGUUGCAGACGGGCAUCAGCCGCGAGAACCAGGUGACGUUCUCUUGCUACAUCAAACGCGGCACGGUUGACUACCGAGCGGAUGUGUCGUACGAACACGUGCAGUUCACUGGCUACUUCCGAAGUGACGUCGAUACGGACUCGCUCCUGACGACGUCCCGGUUUAGCGGCUACACGAGCGAUGCCGACUCGCGGCUUGUGUUCGUCGGCACUGGGCGGUUGCAGACGCCUCAGCUCAUCCGCGAGAUGUCGAUCGUCGACAAUACGAAGAGCGAGUUCACGUCCCGGCACAGCCUUGAGUGGAAGUUUCUGUUUCUUGACCACCGAGCGCCACCCAUCAUCGGUUACCUCCCGUUUGAAGUGCUGGGAACUUCCGGGUAUGACUAUUAUCAUUUUGACGAUCUGGAAAAGGUGGUGGCUUGUCAUGAAGCAUUGAUGCAGAAGGGUGAGGGUACGUCCUGUUAUUAUCGGUUUCUAACGAAGGGUCAACAGUGGAUCUGGCUGCAGACGCGGUUCUACAUAACGUACCACCAGUGGAACUCGAAACCAGAGUUCGUUGUGUGCACACAUCGGGUCGUUAGCUACGCGGAUGUGAUGAAACAGAUGCGCAAUCAGACGGUAGGUGAUGGUAAGUUCUCAGAGGACGCUGACAGCAUCAGUGUGCACGGUGUCGAGCGCAAGUUCCAGCAAUCCUCGUCCCAGAGCCUACUGGCAACGUCACCGUGGAGUUCGAAGAGUUCACGCACGUCACGAGUCGCACCAACGCCUGGAGUUUCACCCACAGGACUCUCAAAUCGGGGUCGUCACCGGUACAACACGUACCAUGGGCCUGGAUCGGAUUCGGCCACGUCUAUAUCCACGGAAUCUCACACCAGCCGACAGUCGCUCGUGACGCAGCAUUCGCGAUCGCGAAUGCGCACCAGCACAUUUCCGUCGAAGGUUUCAUCACACGGCAGCCAGCAGGAUCGCCACUCAAUGUCACACUUUCUGCUGCAGCAAUCGCAACCAGCUGGCUCUCAUCAGCUGCAACCGGCUCAGCUACAACAGCAUCAGCAGCAGCAGCAACUUUCGCAACAUCCACAGCAGCAGCAGCAGCAAUCGCAACCGCAGCUGCAUCAGCAUCAACAACAGCUUCACCAGCAGUCAGAUCAACUGCUGCAGCAUCCGUCGAUGCAAGGCCAUCAUCAACAGCAACAGCAGCAGCUGCAACAACAGCAGGGGCCACUCGCAGCAAUGGUACAAAACCCAACGGGGGUGGAUGUUUAUUCUCACGCGUUGCAAGGCCCACAUCAUCAUCCGCUUCAGAGUCAGCAACAACAGCAACAGCAGCAACAACUCCCGCCAGCCGUCAUGCAACAGCAACAGUCAGCAGUUCAACAGCAACAGCAACAGCAACAACAGCAACAACAGCAGCAACAAUCGGUGCCACAACCGUCAACAGCAGCAACGAUACGAACGCCGGCAACGAUCAUAACGCCACCGGUAACGCAGAUCAUCACCGCGACCGGUUUCAUCGAACCGCAGCAGUAUUUGACGGCGAUCCCGGUACAACCGGUGGCCGGUUUCACGGAGAUUACUGGGACGGGUGGCGUUGUUUUAACGCCAAGCCAGAACCAGGUGCAAGAUCAGCUACAGCGCAAACAUGAGGAACUGCAACACCUGAUACUGCAACAGCAGGAAGAGCUACGACGUGUGCAAGAGCAGCUACUAAUGGCCCGGUACGGGUUGUUGCCAUCGAUAGUGUCACUUCCGUUUCCUCCCGGUACCGGAAAUGGACCACCAGGGCCGACGGUAGGUCCGGGAGAACGAUGUGCGAGCGGGGCGAAUCCGUUUCUGCAGGCACAUCAUCAACCCGCCCACGGGAACACCUUCCAUCAUCAUCACUUUCAUCCGUCGUCGGUACAGGCGCAACACCCUCCUAGUCACGCGGGUGUGCUCCAUGCACAACAAUCGCAGCAGCAACAGCAGCAGCAUCACGCUCAGCAGCAGCAGCAGCAACAGCAGCAACAGCAGCUUUCUCAAGAUCAACCUCAGCAACAGCAGCAACAGCUGUGUAUAGGACCACCAGACCAAAAACCGAUCCUGCACCCGGACUCGGAGCAACUCAGCUUCACCGACACCGGUCAAGGGAAGCUGACUGAGCCGAGCGAGAUGAUAUCGUACAUGCAGCUUACACCUGUGCCACUGCACCACCUUCAGCAGCAGCAACAGCAGCAGCAGCAACAGCAGCAGCAACACCCAUCGAGUCAAUCAUCCGCAUCAACACCUGCCUCGUCCGUCGUAAGUCAGCAGCAAAAGCAUCAACACCAGCAUCAGCAGCAUCAGCAGCAACAUCAGCAGCAGCAUCAGCAGCAGCAACAACUGCUGCAGAUGGGUGUAGCGCAGGAUGCCAGCGGCACGAGUGGUGGAAACGGUAGCAACACGAUGGGACUGCUGCAGUAUCAGAUGGCGCAGGAGCAGGCACAGAUACUGUUCACGUCCGGUAUGGAACAGCAGCAGGGUCAGCAGCAACAGCAACCAGCGGCGCAACAAGCGCAACAUCAGGGCGCUGGAAGUUCGGAUGCCGGCUCCAGGACGUGUCCUUCGCAGACGAGCGAGAUGUAGGGCGCAAUGUAGAUUUCACAACGAGCUUAGGGAAAAAACAACCUGCAAACAAACGACGGGGAGGUGGUAGAGCUAGGUGAUAACGUUUACGUAACAGAUAGGAUAAGGUUUAGCUAAACAACCCGUGGUAUGUAGCAAAAGGCGAGGUUUCAUCCACCAAAGAAGGAUCUAUACCUAGGAGUGCAAGUGGUUGUGCUUGCACUCUGAAUACAUUAUGGCAGUUCUAGCGUUAGUCCCUUAUUGAGCCAUUGUACUAAUUAGCAGUGUAAGCAAACGGAGACGGAAAGAUGGUGAUAACCGAAGGUUUCUUUUGUAAGGGCGUAAGGAAAACGUUAGCAUCGGGCUAGUAGCCGUUAGACCCGUCUCGGUCGGCCAUUCGCCGGCGUACUGGCGGAGCAUUUUAUCGUGUAUUAUGCACUUCCUAUUUUUAUUCACAGUUGAUGGCGUGACAGUGGGGUAUGUGUGGAAGGGAACGAUUGGUUUCUAGCCCAUCGGGGUGCCUGAUUCUACGGUUAGGUUCCACCUGGACCACGGUUGGGGCACUUUUAAAAUGUCAUAGCAGCAAAGGGUAAUACAAACACCGAAGAGAGAAUGUAGGUAAAGGUGAAGAGCUGAUCACGAAAUAAAUGAC
Molecule: messenger RNA, 3700 nt
Organism: Anopheles nili
Lineage: Eukaryota; Metazoa; Arthropoda; Insecta; Diptera; Culicidae
Gene: Clk
Product: circadian locomoter output cycles protein kaput
Exons: 7
Coding region: 1-3069 (1022 amino acids)
Biological process (GO): regulation of transcription by RNA polymerase II; circadian regulation of gene expression
Cellular component (GO): cytoplasm; CLOCK-BMAL transcription complex; nucleus
Molecular function (GO): DNA-binding transcription factor activity, RNA polymerase II-specific; protein dimerization activity; RNA polymerase II cis-regulatory region sequence-specific DNA binding
Source: RefSeq, a predicted model, not a curated record